Penicillium longicatenatum is the source of this 1461-nucleotide messenger RNA. RefSeq lists its product as uncharacterized. Gene Ontology annotation, molecular function: metal ion binding; ubiquitin protein ligase activity. The coding region runs from base 1 to 1461 and encodes 486 amino acids. The record is from RefSeq and is a predicted model, not a curated record. Gene Ontology annotation, cellular component: nucleus. Gene Ontology annotation, biological process: proteasome-mediated ubiquitin-dependent protein catabolic process. The transcript is spliced from 4 exons. Lineage: Eukaryota; Fungi; Ascomycota; Eurotiomycetes; Eurotiales; Aspergillaceae.
AUGGCGGCCAUAGGUAGUUCUGGGGCCGAGUCCUCCGGGCUUGUCAAUACCCUUCAAGGCCAUGUGGAUGAUAUCCGAAGCUUAAUACAGUGUGGUAUCUGCAUACGGCCAUUAUACGAGCCUUUCACCCUUGCCUGUGGACACACCUUUUGCUACUCCUGUCUAUCGUCAUGGUUUGCUGGUGGACGGUCGAAGAGGACAUGUCCAGAUUGUCGAGCACCCGUCAAAACACAGCCUGCGCCGGCCUACUUGGUUCGAGCUGUCGUUCAAAUGUUCACCACCCGUGCAGAGCUUUUAGAUGCAGAAGAGACAACCGCAGAACACUCAAAAAACCAUAAAGAGGAAAUAGAAAAGCUUGACAACGACAAGGCAAACACAGAUCCGCAAAGCGGAGGUCUAUUUGGUGGACUUUUUACACCGAAACCCCCUCAACUGAAACCUGUCAUCGAUAUAGAUGAUGGUAUCAUGCGCUGUCCGAAUUGCUCUUGGGAACUUGAAGACGGCCAGAACUGCGCAGGUUGUGGCUACGUCUAUCGGCCAGAUUCAGAGGGUACAUACUCCAGUGGGUCGGACUUAAGCAGCGAAAGCGAUUACGAUUCUAUUUUAGACGAUGAUGAUGAGGACGAGGACGAGGAUGGGAUAGACGAUCCAGACGCUCCGACAAUUCAAUCCCGGGUCGGCGCACCAUUCCACGCAUACGACAGAUCUAUAAGCUUCGGUCCGAUUUUCCCCGACUUACAUACACAUCCGUUCUAUUUCCCUGGUCUUCGGCCAACCGGCACUGGGCACCAUCCUUGGCAAGCACGGGAUCACUUUGAUGGCAAUGCUCCCUAUGAUCCCUAUGGGGAAGGGGAAGAGGAAGAGGAAGAGGACGAAGACUAUUACGAAGAGUCCUUCAUUGACGACGAAGAACAUACGCAGCGCGAAAGAGAAGGAUCUGAAUCCGAUCAUUCUACAGUGGUUGGUAGUUCUCGUGCUCGUAACCGACCUUCUUCACGGGGGCCGCCUUUCGUACAGUACCCUCAGGUGUUUGGCCCUUCUUCUGCAGCCGAGCCGGAGGACUACGACUGGGAAAGCGAAGACGAGGAGUCAGUCCCUGGGAGACUGCCGAGACGAAGAUAUGUCGUCGACAGUGAUGACUCUGACGCAGAAUCUGGCGAAACACCGGAUGGCAAUGGGUCUGAUGAUAUGCUCGGCGGCCUCGAAGAGGAUUCUGAUUCCGACGAUUCCGAGGGCCCUCAUCUAAGUGCUGGCCGUAGCCAUUUCCCACCAGUUAUUCCCGCGUCGGACGAUGAUGAGAUUGAAGAUGGCUCUAGCUCGCCUCCCAGGACCAGACCUUCAAGGAACACAGGGUCAUCUGCUAACAACGCCAUCGCCGUUGAUGAUUCGGAUGAGGAGGAACCUGUUGGCCCUGUACGAAGAGCUAGCCAGAGAAGACGAGCCCGAUUUUCCCCGUACUGA